This is a messenger RNA of Nannospalax galili (Upper Galilee mountains blind mole rat), 3821 nucleotides long. It is a transcript of the gene Ppp4r4, whose product is annotated as protein phosphatase 4 regulatory subunit 4. Lineage: Eukaryota; Metazoa; Chordata; Mammalia; Rodentia; Spalacidae. Gene Ontology annotation, cellular component: protein serine/threonine phosphatase complex; cytosol. Gene Ontology annotation, molecular function: protein phosphatase regulator activity; protein binding. The record is from RefSeq and is a predicted model, not a curated record.
AGAAAUAGAGAGGUUGACCGUUGAUGAAGACCUCGGUGAUAUUGACAGGGCUGUUUUUCUGCUCAGUGCUGGUCAAGAUGUCCAAGGAACAAGUGUGAUUGCAAAUCUUCCAUUUUUGAUGCGACAGAAUCCUACUGAGACACUUCGGAGAGUCUUACCAAAAGUCAGAGAAGUGCUGCAUGGUGCAAGCAUGGAAAUGCAGUUAACGGCUGCAGUGUCAUUUCUGACCAUUCUGCAGGAAGACUCAAUGUCGGUCCACACCUAUGCCCACUCCUUCCUGCACGUCAUCCUCCUGCACCUGGAGCACAGGGACACAGGUGUCAGCAAUGCAUGGCUGGAAACUCUUCUGUCUGCAAUAGAAGUAUUGCCAAAAGAUGUACUGAGGCACGAGAUUUUGAAUCCACUUGUUUCCAAGGCGCAACUUUCCCAAACUGUCCAGUCUCGUUUAGUUAGCUGUAAAAUUUUAGGAAAAUUAACCAACAAAUUUGAUGCCCAUAGCAUUAAAAGAGAACUACUUCCCCUGGUAAAAUCCCUUUGUCAAGAUGUGGAAUAUGAAGUUCGAUCUUGUAUGUGUCGGCAGCUAGAAAAUAUAGCUCAAGGCAUUGGGACAGAACUUACAAAAAGUGUGGUGCUCCCUGAACUUCUAGAACUCUCUCGGGACGAGAGCAGCAGUGUGCGGCUUGCAGCAUUUGAAACCUUGGUUAAUAUGCUUGACAUAUUUGAUACAGAUGACAGAAGUCAAACUAUCCUUCCCUUAGUGAAAACAUUUUGUGAAAAAUCCUUCAAAGCAGAUGAAUCAAUUCUUAUUUCUUUAUCUUUCCAUUUAGGAAAAUUAUGCCAUGGACUAUAUGUAUCUAAACUUCUGAAUUCUGGAGUCUAUUUAAUACACAAAGAACUGAUAACAUUAUUACAAGAUGAAUCACUGGAGGUACUAGAUGCUCUUAUAAAUCAUCUUCCAGAAAUCUUGGAACUUAUGACCACUGGUGGAGAAAGCAGUGUUCAAGAAAAUAAGUUGUCCUCUCUGCCUGACUUGAUCCCGGCUCUCACGGCCGCUGAGCAGCGAGCUGCAGCCUCUCUCAAGUGGAGGACCCACGAGAAGCUGCUGCAGAAAUAUGCCUGUCUGCCUCACAUCAUAUCCAGCGAUCAGAUUUAUUACCGUUUCUUACAAAGAAUGUUCACCAUCGUGAUGACAAAUAAUGUCUUACCUGUCCAAAGAGCAGCAUCACGAACUCUGUGCAUUUUUCUGCGAUAUAAUCGUAAACAAGAGCAGAGGCAUGAGGUCAUUCAGAAGUUAAUUGAACAACUGGGCCAAGGGAAAAGUUAUUGGAAUAGACUUCGAUUUUUGGAUACCUGUGAAUUUAUCAUAGAGAUCUUUUCCAAAUCAUUUUUCUGCAAAUAUUUCUUUGUACCUGCUAUUGAGCUGAGCCACGAUCCAGUAGCAAAUGUGAGAAUGAAACUGUGCUACCUGUUGCCCAAAGUGAAAUCAGCUCUGAAGAUUCCUGCAGAUAUGCAUCUCCUUCAGCAGCUAGAGAUGUGUGUGAGGAAACUCCUGUGUCAAGAGAAAGAUAAAGAUGUUCUGGCUAUUGUGAAAAAAACUGUAUUAGAGUUAGACAGAAUGGAAAUGUCCAUGGAUGCGUUUCAGAAAAAAAUUUAUGAACAAGAUUUAUUGGAUCAAGAGAAAGAGAGAGAAGAGCUGCUUUUCUUGGAAAUGGAGCACUUGGAGAAGGAGAAGCAUCAGAAUGACGGGAGGCCUUCCAGUGAUAAAAUGUUUGAUAAGAAACGCAGGGAUUCUAAGACACCAACACAGAGCUUACCCAAGAACAUCUCCAUUUCUGUUCCUGGACCCUCUUCUAGCACCCCAUCAACAAGCAAAGAAAUCAAGAAAUCCAAAUUGAUUCGAAGCCAGUCUUUCAAUAAUCAAGGUUUUCAUGCAAAAUAUGGCAACUUAGACAAGUGUGCUAGUAAAAGCUCCCUACCAGGACACACACCUGUCUCAGGGCUGCUGAGGACUGCUGUGCUCUCACUUACAGAUGACUCUUUCUGGACUCGCAAUGCCAGUAGUAACAGUGUGCCCGGUUCCUUUUCUCCUAACCCUCCCUUACCGAGUACCUCCCGUGGGACAGGCACCACAGCGGAUUCAAAGGGUAGUGGAAGUAAAGACGCACAGCCUCGGAAGGCUACCUUAAAAUCUAGAAAAUCCAACCCCUAAGGCACCUGCGUGGUGAAGGAGCACAGACAGCUGGAGCAUCGUGACGGAUGGCAGAGCUAAAGCCAGGGCUAGGGCUGUUAUAAAGUUCCUUUUUUAUGAAUGGGAAAGAAACAUAAUGGCAGCUGAUGUUAAACUUAGCGUAUUUAGAAUUAGAUUCCAUAGGAGGAAUGUUUCAUUACACAAUGUGGGUUCAGAAUUCCAGUGUCACAGUGUCACAAUGCAGUGUAGUGAAACCUGGUUUCAGGUGUUUACUGCUGCAAGAGAGUCAAGCCUGCCUUUGUGUAGGAAACCGGCUGUUGAAUUAUUCUAGAGUUUUAGCAUUUAGGAAUUCUGUAACAGUCUAAAUUAGCUGGCUGGCCCUUGGGUAGUUACUUGGGCAACGACAGGGAAGGGAAGGACGUCACUGCAUUUUCUUAUAGCUCUCGAAGCCCAGCAGUGUUCAGUGGGUCCUGUGACUCUGGUGACAGUAUGCAGGACUGGACAUUCCCCAGUUUAGAUUUGGCAAUGAAAAUCCUGCAGAUUCCUAGUAAAUCUGAGCUACAGAUACCUUAAAAAUAAUACAUUGAUGAUUUCCUUAAUUUCCUAGAAUUUCUUUUAUAAAUACUUUGUUUAUAUUUUAGGUUGCAUAAAAUGUCUGUCCUUACUUAAUUUCAAAUGAUGAAUCUGGUCUGAAUCAGCUGUUGUUCCAAGCUAUCAUGCUUAAGCUCUGUCAGCAGCAUUUAUUUGUAUUAAUGCUAACACUUCCAUCAAAAUUUGCCUGUGGAACAUAUAUAGUCCUUAAUUCAACAAAUGUCAAUUCCCGAGAUAGACUGUAUGAAGCUUUUGUCAGCUUCUCUAUUCCAAAAUGCAGUCAGCAUAUAAAUACAUUGAUAUUAGAAAACAUUUGUUUUUAAAAAAAUAUAUUGAUGUAUGAUAAAGAUGAUCUAAUUUGUGAAUGCAUAUGUGUGUGGUUACUUUUUAUAAUGUGAAAUGGAUAAUGAAUGUACUUAAAAUAAAACAUAGGUAUAAUGGGAUACCUGCACUUGUGAAGAAAGUUUUAAAUACUUUCCUACAGUCCUUGUUCCAUAGAAGACAGUUCAUUUUAAAUAAUGAAUAUUGUCAACUGUAAAUGACUCGGGGCAAUUGCUUAAUGAGAGGCUUUUUUGUGCCUUUGACUUCCCUUUCCUUUCUCGUGGCCUCAUUUGGGCAGUGUUCAGAGAUUCGUAACACCCUUCAUCAAGGACAGUCAGAUCUGAAGUGAAAAUCCAGAAGCCACAAGGAAUUUGACAGUCCCGCUUCAAGAAACUCAGUUAACAAGUUUAUGUCUCCUACUAGCACCGGUAGUGAGGAACUGAGUCUGCUGCAGUCUGGAGAGCUCCUGGUGCGACGUGGGACAUCAGAGUUGCAUCUGUCCUCAGCACUUUGACUCACAGUCGACACUGACACUGUUACUUUAAAUAAAAUAGUUUCAAUUUAAUUGUUAAAUAAUGAACUUAGUAGUUAUGAUCUUUUUAUAUUUCCAUUAUGUAUGUGGGAAAGGAAGAUAGGAUUUGACAGAGAAAACUCAAGUUUGAGAAUAUAGAGAAGCCAUUUGCCUAGGCAUUAAAUUCUCAAUUAAAACAGUUAACCAAAA